This is a messenger RNA of Orcinus orca (killer whale), 1520 nucleotides long. Its product is annotated as WD repeat-containing protein 82-like. Gene Ontology annotation, molecular function: protein binding; chromatin binding. The record is from RefSeq and is a predicted model, not a curated record. Gene Ontology annotation, cellular component: Set1C/COMPASS complex. The transcript has a single exon. Bases 198 to 1139 code for a protein of 313 amino acids. Lineage: Eukaryota; Metazoa; Chordata; Mammalia; Artiodactyla; Delphinidae.
AGCCCAUGUUCUCCAACGAAGAACCCUGCACCCCGCAGUGAAAGAUCCCACAUACUGCAAUGAAGAUCCCGCACACUGCAACUAAGACCAAGUGCAGCCAUAAAUAAAUAUUAAUUUUAAAAAAUAGAAAGGUCAUAGAACAAAGAUUAAAUUAUAAAAAUCCAUUUUAGCCGCCACCAUCUCCAGCAUUCGCCGCCAUGAAGCUGAGCGACAGCGUGCUGCGGAACUUCCAUGUCACCAAGGUGUUCCGCGAGAACUCGGACAAGAUUAACCGCUUCGACUUCAGCCCCAACAGCAAGACGGUCAUCUCGAGCAGCGACGACGACUCCAUCGUGCUCUGUGACUGCCAGGAGGGCAAACCAAAGAGAACCCUGUACAGUAAGAAAUAUGGCGUAGACCUCAUCAGAUACUCUCAUGCAGCAAACACAGUUGUUUACAGCCUUAACAAAACAGACGAUACUAUCAGUUACCUGUCCUUGCAUGACAACAAAUACAUCAGAUACUUUCCUGGACAUAGCAAAAGGGUGGUGGCCUUGUCCAUGUCACCUGUGGAUGACACUUUCAUUUCUGGGUCUCUUCAUAAGACCAUUCAGCUCUGGGAUCUCCAGUCUCCUAACUGCCAGGGUCUCAGGCAUCUACAGGGCAAGCCAGUUUGUUCUUUUGAUCCAGAAGGAUUAAUUUUUACUGCAGGUGUCAAUUCUGAAAUGGUCAAACUUUAUGAUCUUCGCUCUUUCCAUAAGGGGCCAUUUGCGACAUUUAAGACGCAGUAUGAUCGGACUUGCGAGCGGACAGGAGUUAAGUUCAGCAAUGAUGGCAAACUCAUCCUCAUCUCCACCAACGGCAGCUUCAUCCAUCUGAUCGAUGCAGUCAAGCGAGUGGUGAUGCAUAUGUUUGGGGGUUAUGCCAGCAGCAAGGCCGUCACACUGAAGGCCUCGUUUACUCUAGACUCGCAGUUUAUUAUGAUUGGUACAGAGGAUGGCAAGAUCCAUGUCUGGAAUGGAGACAGUGGUAUAAAAGUAGCUGUGUUGGAUGGCAAACACACAGGCCCCAUCACCUGUUUGCAGGUCAACCCCAAGUUCAUGACUUUUGCCAGUGCUUGUUCCAACAUGGCCUUCUGGUUGCCCACCAUCGAUGACUGACCUGCGUGGUGCUUGGCUGUUUUCUGUACAGUGAGGGUGGCCGGUAGGAAAAAAACUCAGAGGGAACUAAGAUAAUAGUGAGAUUGGAUCAUUUGACUGGGCUGGAGAGCAUCCUUCCACAUGGCCUUCCCAAGGAUGUGCUGCACAUUUGCUCAAAAGAAAAAAAUUACUUUGCCAAGCUUCUUCAAAAGGACUCUUGGGGCUUCCCUGGUGGUGCAGUGGUUGAGAGUCCGCCUGCCGAUGCAGGGGACACAGGUUCGUGCCCCGGUCCGGGAAGAUCCCACAUGCCGUGGAGCGGCUGGGCCCGUGAGCCAUGGCCACUGAGCCUGUGCUCCGGAGCCUGUGCUCCGCAACGGGAGAGGCCACAGCAGUGAGAGGUCC